CACCGACCCCAAACAACCUGUCAGCUCUCACCUGUACAAAUACAACUCCUAAACAUCUCUUCAGGGCAACACUGCGGCACAAACGCCAAAGAUUCCUGGCUAUUACAAUAUGAAUGACACGUGCAGAGUCUGCAUUUCACAUUCACUAUAUAUGUGACAGGUGGGAGUCUUCAAAAAGCUGGAUGGAUCACACAGGGCAAGGCACAUGGCAGGCAAUCGGGCCAACAUGGGGAAGAUUAUCUUCUAUGAGGACAAAAACUUCUCUGGGCGCCAUUUUGAGUGCAGCAGUGACUGUGCAGACCUGAUGUGUCUCAUCAAACGCUGCAACUCCAUCAAGGUGGAGGGCGGCUGCUUCAUGAUCUACGAGAAACCCAACUACACUGGGAACCAGUACUACCUGAGGAGAGGAGACUAUCCUGACUUUUAUCACUGGAUGGGUGCCAACGACUCGGUCUGCUCCUGUCGCCUCAUCGCCAUGAAACCUGGGUCAUUCAACAUGCGCCUGUAUGAGCGCCUUGAGUUUGGAGGCCAGAUGAUGGACCUGAUGGAAGACUGUCCCAGUGUCAUGGACCGCUUCCACAUAAAUGACAUCUUCUCCUGCAACGUGACCGAGGGCAACUGGCUCUUCUACGAGCAGCCGAACUACCGGGGCAGGAUGUACCUGAUCAGGCCCGGAGAGUACAAGAGGUUUAGCGAGUGGGGCGGCAGGAGCGCUAGGGUCGGCUCCAUCAGACGCAUCCUGGACUAUUGAACUGUUUUGGGGGAUCCCACAGCUGAAUGGAGGUUUUGGGAAGGCUUCAUGCUCAGAUAAGGACCUACGAGACUAUAGAAAGUACAACAUACUGUACGUGAGGCUCAGUUUGACUGUUCUUGGGUAAAAUUUGGUCAUUUUUCUUCAAGGAUUGGGACAAAACUUGAAAAACAAAUGGUUAUAAGAAUGGUCUGAUUUUAGGAUGGAUUCAAAAUUAUUGCUAAUCACCAACCACACAUCAAGAACACCAACAACACUUUUGGACCUGCUGUUGAUCAAACACUCACCAUUAUAAUAAAGUGAUUGCAAAAUGGAGUCUUAAUAGUCCAUUCAGUUGUGGGCAGGGCCUUUAGACAUUUGCAUGAGUUGUGAACACUGUAAACUUUCGGGCUAUUGUACAACUGCAAUGAUUAUAUCUUAUCUAUGAUGAGUCAGAGAUGUAUGUAAAUCCUAUAAACAUCUUAUUCUACCUCAGGAAUUAUGUUGACCCAUGUCUGUUCCCGAUUAAAGAAUAAAAAAUAUCUCCAAAUA
This is a messenger RNA of Epinephelus moara (kelp grouper), 1282 nucleotides long. Its product is annotated as gamma-crystallin M2-like. Bases 206 to 751 code for a protein of 181 amino acids. The record is from RefSeq and is a predicted model, not a curated record. The transcript is spliced from 3 exons. Gene Ontology annotation, biological process: lens development in camera-type eye; visual perception. Gene Ontology annotation, molecular function: structural constituent of eye lens. NCBI's taxonomy places the organism in Eukaryota, Metazoa, Chordata, Actinopteri, Perciformes, Serranidae.